This is a messenger RNA of Maylandia zebra (zebra mbuna), 1679 nucleotides long. The record is from RefSeq and is a predicted model, not a curated record. Lineage: Eukaryota; Metazoa; Chordata; Actinopteri; Cichliformes; Cichlidae.
GAGACAUGGUUUGUAACACUUGUGGACAGACACUCUGCAAGGCUUUGUAGUCUUCGUGGUGAUGUCACAAUCAGCUAGGAAACAAUGAAUUGCAGUGAUCCUUACUCACCUGAAUUGUCUUAUUUGACUGUUCUGUAAAACACAGGGAGACAAAACGGUGUCCAUAUAGAAUAUGUUGUUUCAGUGUCUGCGGAGACACUGGAUAUUUAAUUAAUACUAUGGAACAUCAAAACAAUCCAAAUCACGUUAGUACUUUUGCACUCAGUGCAAACACUAUGCAUGAAACUUUGUCUAAAAUUCCUUAGGUAUUUUACAUCUAUUUAAAUUCUAAACCAUUGUUUAAACCAAUACCACAAAACACAUGUUUACUGUGCUUAUGAAUAGGCACUUCUGGUGGACUUAUUCUUCUACAACCAUUGUCCUAGAAUUUUUAGCGAUCUGUCAUUUCAGUUUAGCUGGGGGUGUUUGGUGAUUUAGCUUUCAUGGUUUUAGGAAUCAGCACUACAGUGCAUAAUAUAUUGCCAGGAACAGGAACCCAAUGAUGGCCCGGUACCCACACAUUUCCACGGCUAUAUAAAAAGAAGGCCAACCCAGAUGUUCUAUUGUUUGCUGAGGACUGAGCAGAAGUGAGAAUUUACUGUAAUCAGUCUGGAGCGUUUCUAUGGUGAGGACACUCGACCAUUAAGUUUGUUUCAGCAAAUACAGGAAGGACAGCAAUGGCAGUCCUGAGGGCCACCCUUUGCGCUGUCCUCAUGGUGACUCUAGUGACAGCUAAACCAGUCCAUCUGAAAGAAAGUGAGGAUUCACCCAAGUCAUCAGAGUCCAGUGAAUCCAGUUCAUCAGAAGAGACCACCACUAAUGAUAGGUCUUCACAGGAAACCCUGCAGUCAAAUACGCCGGAUGCUACAGAGAACCCCCUGGAUGCAGCACCGCUUCCCUCUGCAGAUGCAGGACCUUCUCUGGCCACUUCUCCUGAAGACCCACAAACCUCUGCUGACCCAGAUGCUUUACAACUUGUGCCAGAUCCGUCUCAUACUGCGAUGAGCGUUGAUGUUUCUUUAGAUGUGCCCAAUUCUGGUCCCACAAAGGACUCUGUUAACGCUGUUAACCCUACCCACAUUCUACCAAACACGCAUCCUUCAGGGCUUUCAGAGACUGGUGUAGUCAUAGGUACAAUUCAACCACAAGUCAUUACCACAUACCAAGGAUCCACCCAGGGUGUCACUCCACCCUUUCCUACAUGUGUCAUCCAACCAACACCUACAGCCCCACCACUGAUACUCCCUAUUGGAACAACACUAGAUGGUGGUCCUGUCUGUUUCACUUUCCAGGUCACAACUGCUGAGCCAGAUCCACCUAGAGGAGACAGCAUUUGAUCCCCAACAGAACACAGAAAUUGUUGUUCAUUUAAGUUUGAGUUCAGCCUAGGUGACCAGGACAGACCACACUAUGGCUGUACAUAUACACAACCUUGACUUGAUACUUAUAUAGAUGUCCUAACUACACAUGGCUUUUACUUUGCCCUCAACCUUGGCAAAUAGGGGGGAAAAAAUGGUGCUAAUGUAUAUGCUGUAUAUAUACAAUAAACACAUCUAAAGCUGUUGCAAUAACAAAAGUACAGUCACAAUAAAUAAAUUAAUAAACAGCUGAAAAUUAAACUGAUUAAAUGUUUGUCUCAA